UUGCUCGCCCCUACCCCAGCCAUCGUCGCGCCGCCCCAUUCUCCCCGUCCUCGGCACUUCGCUACACGCCCGCCCCAGUCCGACGCCCCCCGUGCUCGGCGACUCCCCCUUCGUCCUCUCGCUGAGGCUGCCUUCGUCCUGCCCCACACCCGCUGCGUCGCCCGAAUCUGUGCUCGCGAUGCCUUCACUUCUCCUCUGCGCCGUCGUUUCCUCUGCAUCACCAGCCAUGCCGCCGACUUGCCUAGGACGGAGCCCGCCCGACCAACCAUUCCAGGCGCCACGCCGUCCCCUCUGCGUCGUCCACUCCGCGGUGUGGUCGGCUGUCUCGGAGCCCUCGCGUCCCCUAGCCCAUGCACCCGCCUCGUAUGCCCCAACUGCCCGAACGCCAUGCCCCCGCCUCGUCGUCCCCUCCGCGCAGCCGCACAAUCGUGGUGUGACCGACCGUGGAGGAGCCCUCGUGUCCCCUAGCCCAACCAGCCAUGGGCCCCAUCGUUUCCCCUUCCACGCAGCCAGGGCCCCCAAAUUUGGCAAUGCACCAUUCCCCCCAACAAGCGCGCUCGAUCUGGCAAUUGCGUGCAUUAUCUCCGUCGCCGAUUUGGAAAGCGCACGAUCUACGACGCUGAUUUGGAAAGUGCCUUGCCAAAUGAUUCCAACACAAAUCCCCCAAAUCGUGCACCCACCAUCAUUAAAAAGGUCGCAAUUGCCAGACUGCUACAACCAUCCUACAACGACGGAAAUCCUUCGCUCACACUCCUCCAGCUUGUACCAGAAGGUUAUGUGUUUGUGCUGGGAGAUAACCACAACAAUAGCUUCAAGUACAAAUAAUCUGAAAAGAUGGUUCCCUACCGUUUCUGCAUAUAGGAAGGUAUAUUUAAUAACAUAAUAUUCCAUUUUACAUUUAUGUUAUUGUAGCUAAAAUCCUGGCUCUGUUGUCAUGAAAGAUCGCUAGGUUACCCUAGAAUCCAGGACAGUACAAGGAAUGCAAAAGGUGGGUUUGUUAAUUGCAACUAGAAUAUAACUUAACCUUUUUAGAGCUGAUUUGGUGACCAGAGAAUUGAAGGGAUCCAUGGUUUUGAAUGGGAAUAGGAUUCCUCCCCCCAUGGUUUCUCUCCAAUUCACUGAUUGUUCAGAAUCCGCUCCAUCUUUUGCUACUAUCAAUUUUUUCCCAUUUCUGUAUCAUUGAAUACUCUGCAUAAGGACUAUUCUGCAGCAGUGAAUCAAAACUUCCAGGCAGCAUGAGUUUUUUUGUUUCAGGUUCGUGAUGCUCAAAAUGAUCAGCAAGCUUUAAAGCUAGACCGAC
Molecule: messenger RNA, 1300 nt
Organism: Zea mays
Lineage: Eukaryota; Viridiplantae; Streptophyta; Magnoliopsida; Poales; Poaceae
Exons: 2
Coding region: 179-883 (234 amino acids)
Source: RefSeq, a predicted model, not a curated record